Molecule: messenger RNA, 524 nt
Organism: Amoebophrya sp. A25
Lineage: Eukaryota; Dinophyceae; Syndiniales; Amoebophryaceae
Source: the annotation of a GenBank genome assembly
AUGGGAGGUUCUUCAGGAUCAGGAUCAGGAGGAGCUGAGGCUAUAUUCGGACCUUCUACACACACACGGACGAGGGACGCGGCUUUAUUUGCGACGAGGGACACACAGACGAGGGACACACGGACGAGGGACGCACGGACGAGGGACACGGACGACGGACGAGGGACGCUGGAUCUUCUAAAAGGUUCUUUUCCUAGCACUAGAACGCCGCUGGAGACUUCAUCACAAGUGACUUUGCUGGGGUCACCUUCACCGUCACAACAAGAUCGAGAAGGAAAACUGGUGGAACAACUUCUUCUGCGAGGUUCACAAAGAGGAGUCGUGGAAGAAGACACAAAAGUGGGAGAGGAUGACGAGGAGGUAGAUUUCGGUGUGAUAAAUUUGAUGUGGCUGGGUAGUCCUUUGCCUGCCAAGUACCGUACAACUUUAGAAGAAGCCGCGAUCGCUUACGUAAACACGAAGUGGACGCUGCGUCUCUGGUUCGAUUCAGCGCACUUAGAGGCUGGAGAAGUUCAGGAUUUGAG